AUGUCAGACAUAGGAUCAGAAGAAUUUGAGGAAGACGAAGGCAUUAAUCUUGGGGUAAGGCCAUUCGCAUUCGCUUUAUUCAUUUUAUGCUGUCGAAAUGGUACAGCAAACUGUCAAAUGUCAAUAUUAUUGAGAAUCAUUGUGAAUCCGUCGCUUUUUAUACGGCAAGCCUUGUAACUUUAAACUUACGUUCUUUGUUCAACUUUCUUUCUGUCCUUUCAAAACAGGCAUGAGCUACUCUGUUCGAACUGAUUUUUUUUCGUUCGCCGGUUUAGGAAAGAACUUUAACAAGAAUAAGCACUCAAUGAAUUGAAUGUUUGAUGACCCAUAAGAUUGUUUGAAAUCAUGAAUUAUUUGUCGCUACUUUAGCCUCGCAUAAAAAGGUUGGAGAACGUAUCCGUAACAAUCUCGUAUCUGUAUAGACGAAGAGAAUUAAAGGGAGAUUAGUGAUCGCUCACCGAAAUAAUUGGUUUAUUGGAGGUAAAAUGACUAGCUACCGAAGAAAAUAACAAACUGACAAGUCUUCUUAUAUAUGAAUAUUAACAAGGCUGCAAAGCACGUGAAGUAUCCUUUGACCGACGACAAUAUCAUGAAAUACUGAAUGUCCUGUGUUUUCCGCGAGCGUCAUGAGAUAAUGAGCAUUAUGACAUCCAGUAGAAAAUGCGUCCAUUAAAUAGUAUUUUAGUCAUAAUUCACCGCAAACUAUGCCAUAAGAAUGAAAACUGAAAAGUUUAAAAACAUUUAGAAUGAGUUUUAUCGAAGACUUAUCCCACAUUCACCUGUUGGAUAUAAGAAGGCUCUAAGUCCCACGGAGGGACGUCGAUUUUUUCUUACAACCACAGUCGUUGAAUAACCUUCCUUUAGUGUCCAUCUAAAAGAAAUUGAAGAGAUUGUGGUACAAGUUUUAAGGGGGGGGGCAGUGUGUUUGUUUAUUGGGGAAAUGAGAAUGAAAGAAUUAAUGUAGAAAAAGGUGUGCACAUAUGCACAUAAACCAGUUGGUCCACUACCUACUCCCUUCAUGUUUUAUAUUUCAGCUACCCCCAAAUCCAAUAAUUUUCCAUUGUUUUAAAUAUACGUAUUCAGUGAAAGCAUUCAAAAAAUCAUCCUAAAAUUUGAAACAUUUAUUGAACCAAGGUUCCGAACCCCACUGAGCCCUUUGUUUUGAUUGAAUGAAACUUGUUGGUUAGGUCCUGUUCAUUAACGAAAAAAAGGCGGGAAAAAACGAAAAACUGAACAAGACUCGAAAUGCUUUGUAACCAGACUUCUCUCGUAAUGAAAUUGGUUGUUAUGUACGGUGAUGUUAAAGUAUCGUCCACAAAAAAAGUUUUAGUUACUGUGGAAAGAAGGUAUAGUCUGUAGUACUUGUUGUCACAACUUCUCCCCAGUUGCUAGGAGCAGGAUCCAAGACUGAGCGGGCUACAGUCAGUCUAAUAGUAGGAAGGAAAACCAUGAGAUCUGCAAUGCUCAUGCACAAUUAUACUCAAAAGCCAACGGCGACCAAUACCUUAUUGUUUUCUUACCUAAAAGCAGAGCUCUAAAAAUCAGCCAGCCUUUUUCUGAGUUACCUCCAAUGGAAAACGCAAGUGCAGAAAAUAUAUCACCGAAUAGAAGGCCUGAGGAUCUCCUUGGCCUAUAACUCUCCGCUUGCUCUCUCCUCUAGUUCUGUAAAAUGUGAUUUACAUUGUACCAUACUUGUCUUUUAACUGUGCAAACUUUGAGAAUGUAGGCGAGGACAGCAAGAAAGAGUUAGCUACCUUUCAGGAGUUUGGGCCCGAAUUGUAAAUUUGAAGCACAUUAUUCGGGACUGAAAUGUUUCAGUAAAAAAGUUCGUAAAUCGAUGUUUGAGAGAUUCUAGAGUGGAGGACUAAAGGUCUCCGACCAGCUGUCGCCUGUCAGUCUUAGUUCCACCCGGGUUUAGGGUUUUUUUAAGUUUUGUUAUAAAAAAACCUAAACUAGAAACUAUGGAAAAAUUUGUUUUUAAAAACAUUUUGCUUCAGCCACGCCCUAAAAGAUAUUUCGCCACUUUAGAAACGAGAAGGAACUGGAGCCGAAACGCGUUCCGCAAUUGUUUCUUGGAUCGUUACUAGGGACGUGCUGGGCAGCUAUUGGACAAUUUUUUCCCUAGCCCUAGUAACAGUCCCAGAAGUCUCAGAAAGUUGACUCGAUCCAGUUUCCUUCUGGUCUCUAAAAUUUCGAGUCGCGCUCUCACUGGUCUGAUGAGGCCCAAGUACGCUAGUCUCCAGCUCACGCUCGGUCCAUACCUUUCGUUUGAAAUAGCACGCAUUGGUAUAAAUAAUGAAAUAAUAAGACUCUUUUCCAUUCUAAUAAUUUCUUGGAUUUCAGUGUGAUGUGAUCACCGACUACGAUUUUAGGCACACAAUUUUUUCUGCUUCCUGAAGUAUGUGAUUAUGGAAGAGAAAAAGGGGGAGUCUUGGACUUUCAAAUGGUUUUGGGUGUGCCAUCGCCUUAAUUGGUUUUUUAGUUAUCUUAAAUCGUUCAAUGAGGUGAGUGCUUUUUUUAAUGUCAUUUUUAUCUUCUCUGUAGGAGUAUGAAGGUGAACGAAAUGAAAACGAAGAACGUCACGGCUACGGCAAAGCAACUCUUCCAAACGGUGACACCUACGAAGGGCAGUACGAACACGGCAAACGCCACGGUAACGGCACCUACCGCUUCAAAAACGGCGCCAAAUACAUGGGUGAAUAUGCCAAGGGCAGGAAGCACGGCCAGGGUACGUUUUGGUACCCAGAUGGCUCACGUUACGAGGGUGGCUGGGUGGAAGACCGCAGAAACGGCCACGGAAUUUACUACUACUUAAAUGGAGACACUUAUGAGGGAGACUGGUACGAGCAUCAGAGACAUGGCCAGGGUGUGUACACGUACUCGGCAACUGGAACCAAGUACACGGGAUCAUGGGUACACGGCAAGCGAGACGGAGCGGGAGAGCUGGUCCACUCCAAUCAUAGAUACGUCGGUAACUUUGUGGAUGAUAACCUCCAAGGAGCCGGUAAAUAUCGCUUUGAUAUCGGCUGUGAACAGCAUGGGGAGUAUAUAUUGGAAGAGAGGAUUCAGGAAGGCGACACAGAGGAAGACGAACAACUCACCGUGUUGACAGCCAAGUGGAAGUGCUCACAGAUAACUGAGAUAGAGCCGGCGAAAAUAGGCUGA
Messenger RNA from Porites evermanni, 3165 nucleotides. The record is from the annotation of a GenBank genome assembly. Lineage: Eukaryota; Metazoa; Cnidaria; Anthozoa; Scleractinia; Poritidae.